Molecule: messenger RNA, 243 nt
Organism: Ilex paraguariensis (yerba mate)
Lineage: Eukaryota; Viridiplantae; Streptophyta; Magnoliopsida; Aquifoliales; Aquifoliaceae
Source: the annotation of a GenBank genome assembly
AUGGGAACUCGAAGUUUUCUCUGGAAUUUUGCUAAGAAGUACUUCACAUUUGGGCUCAUUGGGCUUACUAUAUCUGAUCGUUAUGCCAGUAUCGUCCCUGUUCGGGGCCUUUCCAUGGCUCCCACAUUCAAUUCUCAUGGCAGCACUUCAAUGGGAUCAUUGACUGAUAACUAUGUUUUGGUGGAGAAAUGGUGCCUUGAAAAGUACAAGUUCUCACCUGGUGACGUAGUAGUUUUCUGGUGA